Molecule: messenger RNA, 498 nt
Organism: Carcharodon carcharias (great white shark)
Lineage: Eukaryota; Metazoa; Chordata; Chondrichthyes; Lamniformes; Lamnidae
Product: regulator of G-protein signaling 16-like
Exons: 6
Coding region: 1-498 (165 amino acids)
Source: RefSeq, a predicted model, not a curated record
AUGUGUAGGGGAUUGGCUGCGUUGCCCAGUACUUGCAUCGAGAGGGCCAAAGAGAUGAAGGUUCACCUGGGACAUUUCCUGCACAAAUCGAAAUUACGAAAGCCCAGCACUGAGGACACACUAAAAGGAGGUCAAUUCUUCGAGAAGCUCCUGACUAACAAACGCGGCGUGGCUGCGUUCCGCUCCUUCCUCCGCUCCGAGUUCAGCGAGGAGAACAUCGACUUCUGGCUCGCCUGUGAGGAAUACAAGAACACAAAGACCGGCUCCAAGCUCACACUCAAGGCCCAGAAGAUUUACGAUGAGUUCGUCAGGGUCCAGGCCCCAAAAGAGGUUAACCUUGACUCACUGACCAGGGAAAUCGUUACCAGGAACCUAAGUGACCUGACCAGUUCCUGUUUUGAGGUGGCCCAGGAGAGAACGUACAGUCUGAUGGAGAAAGAUUCCUUUCCCAGGUUCCUGAAAUCAAACGUUUUCUUGGAAUUGCUUAAUGAUAUAUAA